Molecule: messenger RNA, 894 nt
Organism: Oxyura jamaicensis (ruddy duck)
Lineage: Eukaryota; Metazoa; Chordata; Aves; Anseriformes; Anatidae
Product: olfactory receptor 51L1-like
Exons: 1
Coding region: 1-894 (297 amino acids)
Biological process (GO): G protein-coupled receptor signaling pathway
Cellular component (GO): membrane
Molecular function (GO): olfactory receptor activity; G protein-coupled receptor activity
Source: RefSeq, a predicted model, not a curated record
AUGUUGUCUGCAGUUCUCCUCUGCUCUGUGUACCUCCUGGUGCUGCUGGGGAACUGGACUGUCCUUGCCAUAAUUAAGGCAGAGCAGAGUCUCCAUGCACCCAUGUAUCUACUCCUUGCCAUGCUAGCUGUGGCUGACCUGGGCUUGUCCACAUCUGUGUUCCCAACCAUGCUGAGGAUGCUGUGGCUGGAGGCCAGAGAGAUCAGUUUCAGCACCUGCUUUUCCCAAAUGUUCUUCAUUCACAGCUUCACAGAUAUUGAAUCUGCCACCAUUCUGGCAAUGGCCUUUGAUCGUUACGUGGCCAUCUGCCACCCUCUGCGAUAUUCCUCCAUCCUCACCAACUCAGUGAUCACCAAGAUAUGUGCGGCAAUUGUCAUAAGAACCAUCCUCCUCCAGUUCCCACUCCCGAUCCUACUGACCCGGCUGUGUUUCUCCACAGCCAGCAAGCUCUCCCAUCCCUACUGCUUGCAUCCAGAUAUCAUCAAACAAGCAGACUCUGACACAAAGAUCAACAGCGCCUGUGGCCUUUUCGUGCUACUCUCCACACUGGGUUUGGACUUGCUCUUUGUGCUCCUGUCCUACCUUCUGAUCCUUAGGGCUGUCCUGAACAUUGCAACUUGGAGAGAGCGUCUCAAAGCCCUCAACACCUGCAUCUCCCAUGUCUGUGCUGUCCUGCUCUUCUUUAUCCCCAUGAUCUGCCUCUCCAUGAUGCACCGGUUUGGCAAAGACGUGUCCCCACAGGUCUACACGUCCACAGCCAACCUCCAUGUCCUGGCUCCACCCAUCCUCAACCCCAUCGUUUACAGCAUGAAAACCAAAGUGAUCCGCAGACAGAUACUGAGGGUGCUCUGCAAGGGGGGGGUCUGCAAGUCCAGGGCUGCCAUUUUCCAGUAA